Messenger RNA from Ostreococcus lucimarinus CCE9901, 504 nucleotides. RefSeq lists its product with no specific name. The record is from RefSeq and is a predicted model, not a curated record. The coding region runs from base 1 to 504 and encodes 167 amino acids. NCBI's taxonomy places the organism in Eukaryota, Viridiplantae, Chlorophyta, Mamiellophyceae, Mamiellales, Bathycoccaceae. The transcript has 2 exons.
AUGGACGCGCUCUCGUCCACGCUCUCCACCGCGGCGUCCGCGGUGAGCGACACGGUGACGCAGGGCGCGAUGCACGCGCUCGUCGGCGGCGGCGACGGCGCGGGGGGGGGCGAAGUCGCGAGUUUCAUCGCGAAGCGCGGGACGCACUUCGUCGAUGGGUUCGCGCGCGCGUGCGUCGACGCGACGGCGGCGAACGUGCGAGACGCGGCGGAGGUGCUGCGAACGACGACGCUGAACGCGGCGAUACAGAGCGAGGCGAGCGCGACGAGCGAUUUGCCGACGCUCGAGCGGGCGGUGAAGGCGAUGAGUUCGAGCGCGAAGACGGCGAUUGAGAAUUACGAUAGACGCUCGCGAGCGAUGCCGCAGCUGCGAUACGAGUUGUUGGAGAAUUUGAGCGAGAAGAAGUUGGCGCUGGAGAAGAAAAUAGAGGCGGCGAACGCGCCGAGAGAGCUGGCGAGGCGGCAGAUGUUGAAAGAAAUCAUGAGCAAACCGAGGCGAGGGUAG